Messenger RNA from Portunus trituberculatus (swimming crab), 10589 nucleotides. It is a transcript of the gene skd, whose product is annotated as mediator of RNA polymerase II transcription subunit 13-like. Gene Ontology annotation, biological process: regulation of transcription by RNA polymerase II. The coding region runs from base 155 to 7069 and encodes 2304 amino acids. Gene Ontology annotation, cellular component: mediator complex. The transcript has 22 exons. Gene Ontology annotation, molecular function: transcription coregulator activity. Lineage: Eukaryota; Metazoa; Arthropoda; Malacostraca; Decapoda; Portunidae. The record is from RefSeq and is a predicted model, not a curated record.
CAUCGCUCAGCCUCAGCAUCGUUGGAACGUCUCCCAUUUCCUCUCCGCCAUUAUACUGUAGAUCCAAUGGAGUGAUUGUGGUUAUCUGGAGGUUUACACGGUGAUUAAUCCAUAGCGUGUGGAUGGAUACAAGCGUAGUGUCGAAAAUGGGUCGAUGAUGUCCACGAACUCGCAAACGAACGGGGCAAGCCUAGAAGAUUGCCACACCAAUUUCUUCGCCUUGACGGACUUGUGUGGAAUAAAAUGGCGAGUUUACAUGUGGGACAACCCUGGCGGAAGCUGCUACGCGACUGGCGGCGGCGGCGGCGGUGGCGGCGGGGGGGUGCCAGCUGACCCCCUGGAGGACCCGGUGCUGAUGUCCUACUCCCGUAUGAUCGCCGCCGACGUGUUGUGUGUGUGGCGGAAGACCUGGAGAGGACCGCAGGACACCCCUUCCUCCCCUCACAUGUCGCAGCACCAGCACCACCACGCCCAGCACCAGCUCCGCCACUCCUUACGCCACUCCCCCAAGGAACUGUGGGUCUUCUGGUACGGCGACGAGCCAGACCUCACCAACCUGCUUGCCCCGGAGCUCCUCAGAUAUGAGGAGGACCGUGGUGUGUGGGACUGGGAGAGUGGCCUGUCCUAUGAAUGCAGGACGUUACUCUUCAAGGCGCUCCACAACCUUAUAGAGAGAUGCCUCCUGACACGGGACUUUGUGCGUCUUGGACGAUGGUUUGUGCAGCCGUAUGAGGGGCCAGAGGGCGUUCCUGGCAGCAGCAGCACACACCUGUCGUUCAGUCUCUCGUUCUUUGUCCACGGCGAGAGCAUUGUGUGUGCCAGUGUGGAUGUCCGCCAGCACCCUCCAGUCAGACAGCUUACCCGGAAGCACCUCCUUCUUGCACAGCAGUCCAACCAUGGUGUCCCAGUGAUAUUGGCUCCAUACGGGCUGAGUGGCACCCUGACUGGAGUGAGCUACCGCCACUCUGACCCCUCCGUACAAAAGCUGCUGGAUGAGUGGAGGCAGUUCUUCCCUGUUGAGACCAAAGCUCCGCCCAAUGAAUCCCUGGAGCCCCCACUCCCAGCAGCUGUGGAAGUUAUUGUUGGUGGCCACAAGAUGCGUUACCCAACCUGCUAUGUUUUGGUCACUGACUUGGAUGACUACUUAAUGGCCGGUCGGGGGAACACCAAUGUGGUGAAUGUGGGUCAGGCUGCAGCGCAAGGUGGCCUCAAGGGCGGCCUGACCACUGAGGCGUCCUCUGAGGCCAGCGACACCACCAACCUGCCGAUUCACAACUCCCCUUUCAUGGCCUCCACCCACACCCUCCUUGCCUCAGAGUACAUUGGUUGUGGCGGCCGGGGGCUGGGUUGGUCGAGAGGGAUGUGUGAGCGGGUGUGGCAGGAUGUAGUGCACAGCCCUGGCCAACAGCCCCCUCCCCAGCAAGAUGGCCUCACCCCGGAAGCCAUCCCUGCCGAAAUAGCUGGCCACUGGGAGUUUUCAGACCCUGCCACCAAGAUCAGCUGUUCCUGUGCCAAAUGCAGGAGGGGUCGGGUCAGUAAUAAAGGGUGUAGCAGCAGUAAGGGCCGGGGAGGAAAACUUGGUGGAGGGGGAGGCAGUGGGCGUCUCCGGGGGGGCGGCUGCUCCUUGGCCGGCUGCAUCCCCUUCCACAAGAGGCCUCCUGCAACCCCCUUGGCUGAGGCCGACCAGUGUGGCAUGCCAGCCAUCGAAGAUUCAGAACUUUUGCAGGCCACUGCCAGAUUGAGUGGAGCUGGGACACCGAGUGGAGGGAGUGGGGGCGGAGGAUUCGGAGGUUACAAAAGUGGAGGGGUGACCACGCCAGGUAGUGUUCCCUCCCUCAGGCUGACCGGGGUGAGCGAUGGCCCUCCCCCCUCCGUGGACUCCCCAGCCUCCAUCACACCCUCACCCCUGCCCACGCCACACUCCCAGCCCUCUGUGCCUCAUCAUGAUCCCACCAUGCCAACCCUCAGCCCACACCCUCCUCCCUCCAACACGUCAGUGGGAGAUCCUCCCACUCCUGCACCCCCUGACUCAGUGGACGUCAAGCCCACCGUGUCUGACCUCAUUGGGCCAAAGUCUGUGUCAUCUCCCAACACCCAGGGCCUGUCUCCCCUGGUGGGCGGGGACAGGAGUAAUGGUGUGGAGUCCAACGAGACUCCCAGCAGUAUAGGUGGGAGUGGCAGCAGCAAUAGCAGUGGUGGUGGUGGCAGCAACAGCAGUGGCGGUGGCAGUGGCUGUGGCGGCAACAGUGGUGGUGGUGGUGGUGGUGGUGGUGGUGGUGGUAGUGGUAGUAGUGGUGGUGGUGGUGGUGGUAGUGGUGGCAGCAGUAGCAGCGGUGGCAGCGGCAGUAAUAGCACCACCAGCAGUAACAGCACAGGCAGUGGGGGUCCUCCGAGAGGGCUGAAAAGACCCUCAUUGCCCGGCACAGACUACCACUCACUUCUGGAGCAAGAGAAGCCAAGCACCGUCCUCUAUGAUUACACCAAGCUUAAUGCAUGGCUCCACCAUCCUGUCAAGAGGUUCAAGCCAGCAGAACCUAAGGUGGAGGAACCUCUGUGGCCACCCUACAGACCUGCCCACAUCCAGGAGAAGAUGGAACCUUACAGGCAGGAGGUUGGCCAGGAGAUCCCUGAGAUGAACGGACUGCCUUUGAAGCACCCCUGCAGCAUCAAGAGGCCAGAUGACCCGUAUGACUUUGAGGAUGACCUGGGUUCAGGGGCCACCUUGGAGACCUACAAGAGGAAGGAUGGUCUGGAUAAGGAAGAGGCCAAGACCCCGAGUAGUGAACAGUCCACUCAAGAUCCUCACUCUCCUUGUCAGCCAAAGAAAACCAGUGGAAACCUCUACACUACAGCUGGCCUCCAGCCAUCCUUUGCCGACCUAGAGGAAAUGUUUGACUCAGACUCCCCAGUGGAUGAUGGCACCUUUCCAGACCACACUCCGCCAGGAUCCAAUAAGCCUUCUGGAGGUCCUGAAGACACUGCUGCAGUGCUCAGCAACAAGAGUGGUGGUGCUGGGAGCAAUAAAUCAAGUGUCAAUGCCAGUCUGGUGGAGCUGACCAAAAUGUUCCCCACUCCACCUUCCCAUGAGCACAACCCUGACCAUGACCCGGUGCUGGAGGAUGCCAUCAGUAUUAAGACAGAACGGGUGGAGGAGCCCCGCCUGUCCCAGGUGCAGGAGCCCUUGGGACACCCAUCCAGGGAAGAGCAGCCCCUUGUGCCGGCCGUGUACCAGCCUCCCACAGUGUCCAUGUUUGUAGGCUCCACCAAGUAUGCCCCACUGACCAACCUACCCAGCCAGGAACAUAAAAUGCCAGUUUCCAUCCCUGAAGACUGGGUCUACAAACCUUCCUGGCAGUUUCCAGUCUCUGAGAAGCCCCACAGCACGGCCCCGCCCAUUGUCCACAUGGGGCCUCACUCUGGGGCUCCUUCUUCUUCUACGCCUACCAGCCAUAGCCAGAAGGCUGGGGUGUCUCCAAUCUCCCCCAUGCCCCCGAGCCUUGGUGGAUCCACUUCUGAUGGAGGUCCAGGCUCCCAGCGUGGGCCUGGCAGUGUAGGACCUGCCUCUGCUGGGCCGCCUAUCAACUAUGAGUUGACUUCACCAGCCUCCAACCAGUCGUCCUACCUGAGCAAGGCACUGCCCUCAGUGGAGGCGCCAGGCCCCACGCUGGGCAUGAGCCAAGUACCUGAAGCCACCUCCCUCAUUGUGAACAUCGCCCUCCAGGACUCCAGCAUCAAUCUGUUCCGGGACCACAACUUUGACUCCUGCACUAUGUGUGUCUGCAACAACAACCAGCGCAUCGUUGGCAACAUCCGGGGCAAUGACGGUGCGCUGUACCUUCCUCCAACACAACUCAGCAUGGAAGAGGAGAGCAUCUCCUGCAACUGUGGUUUCUCGGCUGUGGUGAACCGCCGCCUGGCCUUCCAGGCUGGCCUCUUCUAUGAGGACGAGGUGGACCUGACAGGCUUGCAUGACGCCCUGGCCAAUGAGUGCAAGAAGCAGUCGCUGCACCUUCUCACCGACAACAACAACAAGGGAACGGAGAACUCUGACAGGGAGGGUGGGGCAACGGGAGGGACAGGGACAGGUGGAACAGGGACAGGUGCUACAGCAAGUGCAGCGGCAGUGAGUGGUGCUGGUACUGGGCCGGGUAGUGGUGGUGGUAGUGGCGGUGGUGGUGGUGGUAGUGGCAGUGGUGGUGGUGGUAGUGGUGGGACAGGCACACUGGAUCAGCUGCCUCAGUCCCUGUUUCGGCUGCUUCAGAGCCAGUGUUUAGUGACCCUAAGUACCCCCUCCAGUGUGUUGUAUCGUUCUACAACCGUCUACCAGAACACUCGCCGGGACAUCCUCCUCAAUAUUGUAGAUUACAAGGACGGUAAUGAAAUAGCCUACCUGGCCGUGGAACAGUCUAGGGGUGGUGGCCUUAGUGGCAUAACUGAGGGAGAGACUGGACCUGCUGGCCUCAGGUUACAGUGCAUGCACAAGUGGUGCUACUACCAGUUCAAUGGACCUCGUUGCUCUAGAGACAUUGUGCGUUGCAUGAAGGCGCUGCAGCCACACCUUCAGGAGGCUAUACAGAAGAAGGGGCGCAGACUUAACUGGGAACCGGUGUUCAGUGUGGACGGGCCGCUCACGUGGCGUCAGUUCCACCGCAUGGCUGUGCGUGGCACGGAGGACAUGGCCGAGCCUCUGCCCAUUCCCAUGCUGCUGGCUGGCCAUGACAGGGAUUGGCUCUCCGUGGCUCCCCAGUCCCUGCGUCACUGGGAGAAACUGUUGUUGGAGCCCUACUCACAACAGCGCAAUGUUGCCUACGUGGUGGUGGCCCCAGACAACGAGUUCAUCCUCAGCCACGUACGCACCUUCUUCAAGGAGCUCUCCUCCAUCUAUGAACUGUGUCGGCUAGGAAGGCACUCCCCCAUCCAGAGGGUUUUGAGGAAUGGCAUCAUGAGGAUAAGCAAGACAGCUGCCUCCAAGGUUGCCAAUGAGCCUCUGGAGGAAUGGUUCUCCCUUCUGGGUGAUUCUCACAUGUCCACCAAGCUCAAGGUGUACGCUCAGGUGUGUCGACACUGGCUAGCGCCCCAUCUGGCUACCCUCAACAUGGACAAGAGCCUGUUUGAGACACACGGGUCCAGUAAGGCCACUGAGAGGCAGGCACCCUCUCCCAUGCCUCCACCCUCAUCAGAAAAUGCAGCCACACCCAACCCCUCCACCACCCCCACACAGACUCAGGAGCCAGACACCACUACUUACUCCUCCUCCAAUACCACCUCCUCUAGUGCAACUCCCAGCUCUCAGAGUAGUAGCACAGUGCUGGGAUCCGGCGCGAGCCUAAACGAGCCGGACGAUGAUGACUCUCCCACGCCUGCCAUUCUGGUGUACCUGGUGGACCCCUUCAAUGUCGGGGAGGACCAUCCUGACAUGCAUCGCCUGGUGACCCUGGGACUUCUGCGCUGCUACGAACACAUGCUGGAGGGUCUCCCGGAGAGCAUGCAAAACAAUGUGUACCUCCAGAUAAUCUCCCUGGAGAGCAUCCUGGAGCUAGCGAGCGAUUCCCAUGACCGUUCCCGUCACAUCGACCAACUAAAAUCUCUGGCGUUCUCAGUGUUCAUGCAGUGCCGCAGGACACUAACCCAUAAUGCCUCGGUGAAGUCUCUCACUGGGUUUGGUCCUGCUGCUGUGUAUGAUGCCUUCCUCAAGCCAAAGGAAGCUAGUCUUGCUGCUGAAGAGAAGCGCCUCGCUCCGUACCACAUCUUCUCUCCAGCCUAUAUCUUGGCUCCCAUCAAGGAGAGCCGCGGCACCUACAGGGAAGCACAGGAGGCCUUGGGGGUGCCAAGAGAGAAAUCCACCAUACUCAACUGUACCUACUGUCUCUCUGAGGACCAACGGUGGUUGUUAGCUACUGCUACAGAUGACCUUGGGGAAAUCCUUGAAACUGUCACCAUUAGCAUAGAGAUUCCCAACAGGACACGAAGAAAGAAAGCUUCAGCGCGGCGCAUUGGCCUCAAGAAGCUGAUGGACUGGAUCUUGAGUGUCAUGUCCAUCGGAGUGCACCCGUGGCGCCUCAUUGUGGGGCGGCUGGGCAGGAUGGGGCAUGGGGAGCUGAAGGGGUGGUCCUCCCUGCUCUCCCGGAAGUCCCUCAUCCAGGCAUCCAAGAACUUGAAGGAAAUGUGCAAACAGUGUGCUUAUCUUUUCCCCGGGGAUGCGCCCUGCAUCCUCUCUGCUUGUCUGGUCUCUAUAGAAGCAGACUCAUCCUUCCGCAUGAUGCCCGACAUGUUCACACCUGAUGAGAGGUUCGGUCAGAACAGCCAGAACUGCAACCUGUCUACACCUGAAGACCUCACCUGUACUCAUAUACUAGUGUUUCCCACUUCAGCUAAAACUCAGUCUGCCCAGAAGAUGUUCCAAGAUGAGCAGACAUUUGACGAGAAUGCAGACCUGCUGCUGGACAAUGAUGUUGAAAACGACAUAGAUUCUGUAGUGAUGGACAGCAUGCCAAUGGGCCUCAGUAUCAAUGAGCUGCUCAUGCUGGACACCGGCCCCAAUCAAGAUGACCAGCUGGAAGAUGGCGGUGGCCACCGGGACUCCCUCUCACAGCCCUCCAGCCCCAUCAUGGGAGCUGGGGGCCGGACCAGUCCUUCCCAGUUUUCUGGGCAGGCACGGUCCAAUGGUGUGGUUCUGGUGGACCCCCAGGAGGAUGGCCGUGGCUCGGUGCUGCAGCAGCCACUUGCCCUUGGUUAUUAUGUUUCCACUGCCUCAACAGGCCGGCUGCCCCGCUGGUUCUGGUCUGCUUGCCCUCACUUGGAGGGCUCUUGUCCUGUGUUCCUCAAGUCCGCCCUUCAUCUCCACUCCCCAGGCAUCACUCAGUCAGAGGAGUUUGUGCACAAUACCAACAAUAAGGUCCAUCCGCUGGACUCAUCCUACACCACAGAUGUUCUCAGAUAUGUGCUUGAGGGCUACAAUGGCCUGUCAUGGCUGGUGCUGGACCCGGCCAAGCAGGACAGGAGGUCAUGCCUGCCCCUCCACAUGCAGGUCCUCGCCCACCUGUACAACAUUAUGGCUGCCCUCGUAUGAUGUCCCAAGGGCAAGGAUAACGUGUCUUGAUAUCAGUAUUUCCUUGAGCUGUGGUGCAAUUGUUGGGCUUUACAGAAAGUGUCUCCUCGCCGGACUACAAAAAAGUGCUCUUGAAUGAAAUUACAUCAUGGUUUCUGUUUUAUGGAAAAGUGUUCUUGUAAUUGUUCUGUAUUUUAUAUAAAUUUUAACCACUAAUUCAGAUUCUAAUUUCAAGGAUCUCUAAAAAUAAUUCCAUGAAAAUUCAACAAGAGGCAGAAUUUUCCUAACCAUUUUGUAAUUUGGAAAUGACCUAAUAAUGAAUAGCCUCUUGAUUGUUUUGGUGAAAUAUUUUGUUAAGAAUUUUAAUAUUUAAUUUUUAUGGUGAGAGAGUUUGUGCCUGGGUGACUCUCAAGAGGCUUACAAUGAGCUGCGGGUUGUAGCGUAGUGCUGGCGCAGCGUGUGUUGGAUCAGGGAGGCAGAGCAGAUGAACCAAAGCAUUAUUACAGUAGGGCUGAUGCAUAAUUUUCUUAAUGCUCAAAGAGAAGGUGUUACCUCACAAAACUUGAAUUAUCUCAAAGAUCAAUGUAUAUAUAUAUAUAUACUUAACUUAUUGACCAGGAGUCCACCACAAUGCAAUCAAAACAGUCCUGCCUUAGGGAGAGGGACGCACGGUCGGACCACCUCGGCAGACUGGGAGGAGCCGCGGCGACCGGCUGUACGUUGUGCUGAAUCACACUCUUGGGCGAGCGUAGGCAGGUGGGCUGUUGGUCCGUCAGGCUGGGCAAGGUUAGCCAGUGCAUUGUUAGUGACUAGUAUCCAAGCAGGAUUGUCUGUGAUAAAAUGAGUGACAGAUUGUACUUCAUAUUGGAUAUUUAUGCCUUUUAUUAUUAACCGGUUUUCAGCAUUGCGGUGCUGGCAACUCGAGUAAUGUAAACUAAUAAGGCAGUGGUGUACAAGCCAGGUGGGCCCAACUCUUAAGAGGCCAAGAGCCACUGCCCCCCCAGUGCUCCAGAUAGUGUACAGAGCAGCGCCAGUUUGUUCACUCACCUGUAGCCAAAUUGUAUAUAAAGAUUAGGAAGGUGACCUGUGAGCCCUUGGGAGGUGGCAGUGUGUGAUUGGCUCCCAGUGACCCCCAUCUCCCCCCCCCCACUGCUGGGUGUACAUAAUAGCCUAGGUUACUUGUACAGCGAGACACACGUUUUACACCUCCUGACUGUUUAUAAAAGUUAAGAAGUAUUCUCUCUCCCUCUGGUGCAACUGCCUCCCAUCUUGAUGCAAACGGAAGGGGUUGUAGUGUAAAAUAUUUCUGUCAGUAAAUUCAAUUGUUUAUUUUGAGACUAACUUAAAAAAAACAUAAAAAAUCAAGUAGUAUUUAAGGUUAGAUAGUUUAAAGAAGUAUUUUACAAAGGAAACAUUUGUACAAGAAGUGUAUGUAUUUUACAAAGUGGAAGACAGUUGAAUCUUCCACGGCAAGAAAGUGCUUCACUCGUCUCCGGGUCCUGCAGCGGUGCGUGACUCUGCCCGACAAGACAAUAGUGAUGAGCUGGGCGCCGUGGCUGCCACAGUGGUCGGAGGGACUGAGGAGUGAAGACAAAACUUAAUGCACUUUUAUGCAUUCUUUUGAGGUUGGGACAGCCUUAUGCCAGCCAGGGUGCGUGUGGAGCAAGCUAUUUAUAUGUGUGUGUCGUGAGAAGUCGUGAGCCAACAACUGUCUACCAGAUGAACUGUUUCAGGACUGGACCGUUUUGUUACAUUUUUUAGGAAAUGUGUAUUUUAUGAGGUACUAUAGCAUUUUAUAUGUAAAGUUUUAUUUAUGUUGAGUUUCCGACUAUGCAGUAUUGUAGAGAGAGUAUUUGAUGGGGCUUCAUCAGGUGUGUGACACUGCUAUGUGGACUCUGAACAAUGAAUAACUCUUAGGACUCAUUCCACUUUUAAGCCAAAUUUUGAUCAGUAAAUUGUUUUUGAAAAGCAAAACAUUUAUGUGAAAUUGAGUAUUGAGACUGCAAUAAAGUGACUGUAUGCAAUCACAGAAAUAAAUGAGAUUAGCUGUGCAUAGAGUAGACAGAUAAGGUCAGGGUUGGCUGUGGGCCGGCGGCAGCUUCUUCCUUGCUCAAGCACUGUACUGUCUGUCCUGUCCUCUUCCUUCCAUUCACAGGAGUAGCGGCGGCGGUGAUGUGCAGACCGGCAUGGCACAAACCAUCCAUCCUCCUAAGCACAAAGUGUAGGAUAGUCUUAGGAUACCCAACAUCUCACUUCUCCAUCCUGCCACCCUGCCACUUUCAUUCCUACUCUCAUCUUUAGUUUGUUUCCACUUAUUGUACAGAAGCAUCCACAUGAAUUUGUGGAUGUUUAUUUUAGACAUUUUUAACAUCACCAUUAUCAUGUAUACAUUCUGACAAGGUUAUUUACUGCAUAUGACAUCUUGUGAAGCACCCCAUACUGGACAUGACUAUUGGCAAUAUUGAUCCUUGAGAGCUUUAAUGGUUUGAGGUGUUUACAUUAUCUGUAGACUGACAACAUCUGAGGUAGUGGCUAGAACAAGGCACCUCCAUACAUAUGUACAAGCAUUCCUUGACUCACAUUAUCACAGUGUAAGAGAAAUAUUAGCAAGGAGCAGGAAAGGUUCAGAAAAAAAAAUAGAAGUGAGUUGAGAGCUGUGUGAAAGUUGGUGGUUCAGUUGGGUUUAGGAGAAUAAAACAAUUAGAUGCCUUAGAGGAAGGAAUACCAGGACUAGAAUUGACUUGCAGCCAUUUCCCUAAAGACCAGGCAUUGGUAGCUAAUAAAUAAAUAGACACUGAGGUGGGAUGGUGUGUGUGUGUGUGUGUGUGUGUGUGUGUGUGUGUGUGUGUGUGUGUGGAUGGGUGAGGCGUUGUGUUGUCCGUUGUCUCAGCAGUCCAAAUUGUUCAUAGGGAGGUUAUUCCCUUUGCUGUGGGAUGUAACAAGGAAAGAAGUUAGCUAUUUUCUGGUGUUCUUGUUUUUUUUUUUUUUUUUUUUAAUUUCUGGAGUUAUUGGAUUAUCAGUUGAGCUUACAAGUUCUAAAGAGCUUAAUAGUAGUUCUUUAUAAAAUUCAAACAAUUUACAAAGAAAUAGAAACGUGCUAGCAUAAUAAUUAAUAGAACCAUCUCUAUUGUGAAAAUCAGACAAAUAGCUUCAUGUCCAUGGUGUCGUCACUCCAUCUAAACCAUUGAAACAUUCACCAUCACCAUUACAUCCCAAAGGCUCAUUAAUUCAUCACCAAAGUAAAUACACACACACACACACACACACACACACACACACCAAGGUGAAGGUUAGGGAAGGCCCUCCCUCUUCCCACCGCCGUCCGCUCGCACCCUUACCUUCUCUUCAACGUCAAACUUUACAAUAAUUAUUUUUUUAUGAAGCUGACCCUCGCCUGACUCUCCCAGCAUAUCAGCGUUUUGUUUGGGUUGUGCUGCCAAGGCCCGUGUGAGGUGAGCGUGUGUGAGUGUGAGGGGGAGCCGUGCUCCAGGCUCCCCACUGUCAUUAUUAUCAUUGGUAUAAAAUACAGUUUUAUGUGUAA